UCUUCUCCCCCUCCCAUGGUCUCUCUUCCGUGGAUCACAGGGACCCCGCCGCCACCGUUCGAGCUCUCCCGCCGGAUCGCCCUCUCUGCCGCCGGGAACGAGCUCCCCACGCCCGGAUCCGCUCCUCCUUCGCCGCGCCAAGUACUGGAGCUGCACGUCGCCACCAGGGAGCUGUCCUUGCCAAGUCCAGCUUCCCGCGGCUUCUGCUUCCUCUUCUUCAAGCAGGAGUUCUGCUCGUCCCGCGCGCCUGAACACCGAGCAGCUGCGCUCGUUCUCGAGAGCGUUGACCAAGGCCCAGCGCCGCCCCAGCCUCAUCCGGCCCAGCCGCCCCCUCUCCACCAGCAAGCCAGAUCUGGCCCGUGCUUCGGUUUCUUUCCGGAGUUGUGAGGAUUCGUUCGACUACGUCCG
Messenger RNA from Aegilops tauschii subsp. strangulata, 408 nucleotides. Lineage: Eukaryota; Viridiplantae; Streptophyta; Magnoliopsida; Poales; Poaceae. The record is from RefSeq and is a predicted model, not a curated record.